AUGACUACACAUAAUGUAUAUCAUGAAUUUCGCCAAGAACGGCGUAAAAAAAUCAAUGCACUAUUCCAUCAACAAUCUAAUGAUGUUGAUAGUAUGCUCACAAAAAAAUUUUUUCAAUUGGAAAAUUUACUUGAGAAGGAAACCAGAAAAUGGUGGGAGAUUACGUCAUUAGAACAAUAUCUUGCCUCUGAUUUAAUUCCCAGAGGUUUACGAAUUAUAAAAAUGCCCGCUUAUGGAGUAGAAGAUAAGGUUCUAAUGGAAGAAUGGUCACAAGCUAGUGAUGACUGUUCUAAAAAAUACAUGCAAAGCCUGAUAGAUUUCCAAAAAAGAUCGUUAAAAAAUAUAGAGGAUGAGAUAAAUACAUUAGAAGGUGAAAUUACUAAACAUAAAGAUACUAAAACAAUUGAAAUUAAAUAUAAAAAUCUUAAAGACAAAAUCACUUUUGUAGAUGAUAAAGUCUCUACCACAAAGUCUUCAAAAUUCAGAAGAGAUCAGGACGAUUAUAAAUCAGGAAAAAUUAGAAAUUGGUCCAGAAAUACUACAAGACAUGCAGACUGGAAUAAGAAACAGGGGGUUCUCUCUAGAAAAACUGUCGAAUAUUCCCAUCAUAGGGAUUUCAUACAGGAACCAAAGAGACAUCCGGUUAGACAGUUUCACCCUAGAGAUCAAUAUUCCUCUCAUUCAUCCCCUAGACCAGAUAGGGAACCUUUUUCCUCUUCCUCGGCUUUUUUAGACAAGGGGCUAGACCAAAGGAAAAGACAUCCAAACCAAUAUCCCAACACCCGCAACAGGUUCCAAGUUUUGGAAUCUCCCAGAAAAAAGAGAUUAUACACAGAAUUAGAAGAAGAAGACAAUACACCACCCCAAAAGGCGACAUACAAAUCCCACUAG
Molecule: messenger RNA, 891 nt
Organism: Pelobates cultripes (western spadefoot toad)
Lineage: Eukaryota; Metazoa; Chordata; Amphibia; Anura; Pelobatidae
Source: the annotation of a GenBank genome assembly